AUGAUGCAUAGUUUUCAUUAUUAUGAUUUUAUCAUUUCAGGAAAUGAAGCUAAUGUGUUUCGAUCGCUUCCAUCUAUGAACAAUGAUAUCCAUAAAAACUUGAAUUCUUCUAGUACAAUAAAUUCUCUAUUACCUUUACCCGACUGGCAAAUAGCAAAAAAUUUAUGGAGAAGUGGAUGGCCGAUAUACAUUUAUGGAUUUUCCUCUCUUUUUCUGCUAGUUUCUCUAGUUCCAGUACUUUUAUGUAUUCGUUAUAAACAAAGAGUAUAUCGACUCAGAGCUGUAUUAAAUAUAAUUAUUCUAUUAAGUGUUGGUGGAUUAAUAAGACUUUUCUACUUAGUUGUUGAUCCUUAUGGAUAUAAUCAAAUUCUGUCUCCAGUGGUUAUCGGAGUACUUUCACAGUUGAUUUACCCUCUACUUUGUGCAUCUUACGGCCUCUUUCAAAUCAUGUUAUUACAAAUGACUCGUCUUGAUGUAGGAAAUAGUAAACUUCGUAAUUCAACGCCACUUUUAGCCUGGACACUCAUAUACCUUUUCUCUAUAGUACUUAUUGAAGUUAUCGUUUAUUACGAAAAUGAAACAAAAUUUUUACUAAUCUUAGAUAACGGCUUCUUUAUUGUGUUCGCUCUUUAUUUAUGCAUUAGUUUCAUUUGUAAUGGAUUUCGUCUGUCUCAGUAUGCAUCAGAGACUAAAAGAGUGAGAAAGCAAUUUGAACUUUUUAAUAACGAUAGAAAAAAUUCACAACCGCCCAUAAGUGUGAGCAGAUCAUCAACAUCAUUACGCUUGGCUCGACCUCGGCUAAAAAUAACUGAUAAAUAUCAAAUGACAAUAACAAUAGCCUCGGAAGCGGAGACGACCUCGUCCGACGAUUGUUCAGUAAGGACUCAGACUCGAGUCCGGAAGCGUCGUCAUAAAAAGACUCAUCAAAAUGUCAAGCUUGUGACGUCACAAUCUGGAACGAGAAGUGAUGUAUUUGAUUCCAAUGGAAAAUAUUCUGAAGAGUCUGGAUUAUAUGGUGUUUCUGAUACCUCGGGCGGUCUGGACAUUCUUAACAUUUCACGAAACCACAUAGUUACAAGUGAUACACAGCAAUUAUCUCCCACAGUACAUGUUCCCAGUCUCGAUUUAAUGGAACAAAGCUGUGUAAAUUAUAGCUCCGGAGAAAAUAGUUUACAUUGUGAUAACGAGACCAUGUGUCCCGAAGCAAAUAUUGACCAGUUUCCGGAAGAAAAUGGCUACAUGGCGGAUACUGAAAUAGUAGUAGAUUCCCCGAAGCGUAGUGGAAUAAAUUACAAUCAAGUUAAACAAGAUAAUGAUGUUUGUGGUCCGAAUGAAAAUCUAUCAGAUCAUUUAAAAUCAACAACGUCUUUUAUCAGUUUAUAUAGAAUUAGGCAAGGUUUAAUGAUUCAAAAAACUAUACAAAUAACCUACUGUACGACAUUCCUAUUUCUCUUUGCUGUUUUAUUACAACUGUAUACGGUAUUUGGUGUCUAUGGUGUUCUUAAUACCAAUACACAUCCCGAGCCUUGGCCCUGGUUCACAUUUCAAACAUUUUUCAGAUCAACAGAAGUGGGGAUAUGUACAUCUUUAUUGAUGACUGUGUACAUAGUGUUGAAACAUAGAAAACAUUCACGUCGAAAACAACGGACUUCACAACUAAUAUGUGAUGCCAACUGUGUUGUGUGAACAUUUUACAAAAAUACAUGUAUAUAAAUGUGUGUAAGAGUUACUGAUACUGAUAAUAAUCGUAUCUGGUGUUUCUUUAAAAUUUAUAUUUCUUCAUUACAUAGAUAGCUAUUUCAUCGGAUAUAUAAAUUAUUGGUACAUGUAACUGACAUUCUUUUCCCCAAAGAACUCUAUUAUGGUACUCCAGAUAUCACAUAAGGAAGAUAUACGAAUAUUGUAUUUAUUAUGAAAAGUGUGCAAAGUUCCCCUUUUCAGCAAAAAGGAUACCUUUCAAAUUUUCUUGCCCAGGACAUAGUAAAUCCCAAAUGAUUAAUAUUGUUUUGAAAACCGAGGGACAUAUAAAAUAAUUGCCAAACCUAACUAAGUAAUGACCAAGAAUAAAAUUCAUACCAAGUUUUUAUUGUGCCUAAUCGUAUGAUGAGAUUAGAAUAUUUCGGUAAGCUAAACUUGAGUGUGUUUUUCGAUGCCGGAGACUACUGGUAUGGUCAUUUAACCCUCUGAAAGAUACUUCGGGCCAUAUGAUUACAGUUUUCCACUUAAAGAAUAAAGCUAUUUGAUUAUUAAAUAAUGUUAUUAUAUGGUU
Lottia gigantea (owl limpet) is the source of this 2269-nucleotide messenger RNA. RefSeq lists its product as hypothetical. The transcript has 3 exons. The record is from RefSeq and is a predicted model, not a curated record. NCBI's taxonomy places the organism in Eukaryota, Metazoa, Mollusca, Gastropoda, Lottiidae. The coding region runs from base 1 to 1686 and encodes 561 amino acids.